Messenger RNA from Porites evermanni, 2441 nucleotides. Lineage: Eukaryota; Metazoa; Cnidaria; Anthozoa; Scleractinia; Poritidae. The record is from the annotation of a GenBank genome assembly.
AUGAUUUUGAACAUGAAAAGGGCCGCCUCCACAAUCUCCAAGUUGACCAGCAGAGUCUCAUUCCCUGUCUACCAAGAGCCAGUUUCGCAAGAUAUCAUGGGAAUGCUAGGUGGUGCAAAAGACGAUAUACUGAUUUACGAUCGGUGCGGACUACUGGUUAAGCACUUCUCUAUGCCAUACAGCUACCUUGGGUGGCCAUUCGUCAGGUAAAUUGCAUCCUCCUAUGAGUUCGAAGAAACCUUUAGAUUCUAAGACGAGGACGAGAUUACGUAGACAAGAUUUUUGCAGUACUAGGUAGUGCGUGCACGUGAACCAGCGUCAUUUUGGCGGGAAAACGUGAUAGCACACCCCUCCCCUCUGCAACAGAACUAGUGGAAUCUGUAUCUUCACUGGGUUCUCGGAGGAAACGUCACUGGGUUGGUUUAUUUUCCGUGGAAUAAAGCCUUUGUUACCCUUCUACGAGUUUUAACGAAAAUGUCUUAGUGACUGAAAAAGUUAUCAAAUGUUAGAAGUUUUAUCAUCUUGCGAUUGUGAAAAUAACCGUGCUAACUUUCUGGUUAAGAGAAAGUAUAUAUAUGUUGCUUUCCGGGGCGCCUAUUUUUUGGGAAUACGCGAAAAAAGCAAAAGCCAAAUCUUGUCCUCGAAUCUGAAGGUAAUCAUUCUAGUAGCUAGGCAGAUGCUUGACCUUUGCCAUGACGUUCCACCAAGUUGGCCAUUUUGUUGGUUUAUUUGUUUGUGGUUUGCUUUUAAUUUUGCCGCCAUUGACCAAAUGUAAUUUACAGAGUUGUUGAAAAAAAGAACUACACAUCGGAAACUGACAAGAAAGCCGAAAAAAACCACGAGACAUACACAAUAGCUUGGGAUUUCAUUAUUGUUAGUAACUUUUAAGAUUAAUUGGCCUGCGAAUACAGCCACCUUCUCAUCGCCUUCUACCGUUGAGUCCGUUAGGGAGAUUUCGUGAUAGUUGCGUGCCUAGGUCCCUUGGCCUCAUUAUCCCACGCGACCUCCCUACCCUUCGUCUCGGCUACGUCACCGAAAUACGUUGACCGAGAAAGCCUGGAAGGACGCCGUACUGGGACUAGGGAAAGAAAGGGGACCUCUCCCGAAAUGUUCGUAGCGGCAGUGAGGGGAAGAGCGAUAAAAUGCGGUAAUAAAAAAAGCGAAAGAAAAAAAAAAGAAGAAGAAGAAGAAGAAAAGCCAAAACAGAAAAGAGAACAUUAAAACUAUUAUUGAUUACUAGGGGAAUCGUCAUGGUAGAAGCUACCCCAGCUUCACAAUGGCCGUUUUUAUGCUAGAGACGUUAAAGUCGUCUAGACGCAUUUAACGUCUGAGACGUUAAAGCCGUCUAGUGUAAAAACGGGACGCACAAAAGUAGACGACCUUAUUUAAAAAAGUAGAUUUUUCCGAAAAAGGACUAGGCUCUACUCUCGGAAGACACUGGACACGAGUUAAAGCGGCGCCAAAAAUGAACUUCAAGCCCGCGAAAUGCGAACAAAUUGUCCAAACUCUAACAUGGCGGCGGCGUUACAACUUUUAAAGUCUAUUUCUCGCCGUCGCCAAGAAAGGCAUGACUUAGAAAUGCAGAUCUUGGUAACAAAUUCAGUUCGGUCGUCUGCGAGAACAGAUGCAAACUCCUUAAGUUCAUCCUCACUCCACUUUCUGCCACUAGACUCCUUCAUGCUCUUCUUGGCCGCCAUGUUGUUUUGCCCUCGUCCCAGUCGUCUCUGGACGAGUCGAGCAUAAAUGCGUCCUAGUUUACGACGUCCCGUCUUUAUACCAGACGACUUUAACGUCUGAGACGUUAAAGUCGUCUGUUAAGUGCGUCGUUCGGACGCACUUAACAGAAGACGUUAAAGUCGUCUGCCUUAUUUACCGUUUUUAUACUAGACGUUAAAGUCGUCUUAAGACGACUUUAACGUCUCAGACGACUUUAACGUCUCUAGCAUAAAAACGGCCAAUGUUUGUUUGCUAAAUAAGUAUGAACCUGUUUAAGACGGACGCCGUUGCAUUGGGAUCAGUACAAAGUUUACAUUGAGGUCAGGUGUCUUCCUUAUAGAGAGAGAGUAAUGCAAAAUAACUGUAAAAUAUAUAGCGGGGGCCAGCUCCUUGAUCCGUUCUAGGAAAGUGUCCGCUCGUAGAGUUGUCUGUACUGGUUAGAGGGCUGAAAGCAUUUAUUUUGUUUCAGAAACUCUCUGUGGGAAGUUAUUAACAAUCCAUCGAAAUGCAAACAAUACUGUCCUGUCACGACCACGCCCAGUACCAAAAACUCGUCUCCCAUCACCGCUGUGAUUACUACCUCAAACAAGACUACAAUCAAUCCAAGUUCAUUAUCAUCGUCAGAGAGUAGGAAAUCACAGGGCGAACGUCACAGCACUACUGCCUCGUCGCCUGUUACAAAGCAAGAGGGUUUGAACAACAGCAGCGAUCGGGAACAAAACUAA